AUGGACUUCCAGACACUCCUGGAUAAUAUCCAGGAAUUGUCUGAUCUCGAGCUUGGAGUGCUCCUGAGCUUGAUCGCACAAGGUCAUUGUCUGAUGACCACGGACGACGAUCUCAUCGAUGAUCUAGCGAGCGAACUGUCUCUAAUCGUAUCCGAACGUUUCGGUCUAUCAUAUGUCGUCCUGGGCCCAGAAGGUCUGACCUCAGUAGAUCAGUUCGGUGAAGCUAUCCUCGAACCAAAAGGCCCACAGUUCCCUGCGGAGGAUGACACGCAAUCUGCAUCCGCCCACGCUCGUCUUGCAAGUGUUGACAUUCGCGCAGCUCCUGGUCGUCAUGACCAAUACGACGCAGGUCUUGACAAUCGUGUCGUCAAAAAUGUGAUUAUUGCCAAAGGCUUUAAUUUCGCAGAUCCAUACGUACAGGUUCAGGCUAUCGAGCUUAUCAACAAUAGGAGAAUGAUAUCUCGGACUACUGUACACGUUGUGCCAAAACAGUUUCUGUUCAUUCCUGUUAUCGCAGCAUCGACAAAGCAUAUACGACUUCUGCCACAUCUGAACGACCGCAUCUUCAUCUCGCACUACCACCUACCUGAACAUGGAUUCGUCAACCUGGAGGAGCUCGAUCAAUCAGCCGCGUCCGACGACCAUUCCAGUCCUUCCAGACUCCGCUCGUCCUGGGAAACCAGUCGAACAGCAUCAAGAAGCAUCGCUACCAUCGCCAUCGAUAAAAUUCGUGCAAUAGGUGAAGCCUGCGACAUCACUCCUGAAAUACGUCGCUACCUCCAAGAUAUCGUUACUUUCAUUCGUCUCGAGCGUGGUGUGGACGGUGGCAUCACACCCCGUGCAAGCACCGACUUCCUCGCCCUGGCGAAAUACCUUGGCCCUCUACAUAGCAUCAACUUCGUGACGCCGAGCCUGGUAGCACUUGCAGCCAGAAAGAUCUAUUUACAUCGAAUUGUGAUUGCAGAUCCUGCGAGGGAGAGAAGCAUGCAGUACGGAAGCGACUCCGCCGCCGUGAUGGAGCUGUUAGACGGAUUGACGCCCGAAGAAGUGAUCGGGAACGUGCUGGCGACAGUACCUUGUCCAAUAUGA
Molecule: messenger RNA, 1089 nt
Organism: Lithohypha guttulata
Lineage: Eukaryota; Fungi; Ascomycota; Eurotiomycetes; Chaetothyriales; Trichomeriaceae
Exons: 1
Coding region: 1-1089 (362 amino acids)
Source: RefSeq, a predicted model, not a curated record